Molecule: messenger RNA, 2247 nt
Organism: Seminavis robusta
Lineage: Eukaryota; Bacillariophyta; Bacillariophyceae; Naviculales; Naviculaceae
Source: the annotation of a GenBank genome assembly
AUGGAGGUGAAUUAUCACCAGCAUAUCGAGGACGAUUAUGUUGGUUUGACAAAUGAAAAGCCUCACGACACCAUUCAGGCAUACUUUUCUAAAAGUCCAUGUUUUGACAUCAGCAUUGCUACCCAAAUGGAAUACAGUCAGUCUGAAGUGGCUAAGUCGGCAUCAGAUGCCAUUGAUGCCCUUCUGCUGCUUGAAGACUUCACUUCUUUGGCUGCAAAACGUUUCUCUUGUCGUAUUAUUCCUUCCCCUCGGAUUGGGAGUGCCUUACUGGCGUUGUACCCACUUGCCUUUUUUGUCAUGAAUAAUUUUGACAGCAAAAUACUCAACAGAGUCCUCAGACUAUAUCCAGAAGCCAUCAAUCAGUCCUUUGGCUUCGUAAAGUGGUCAAGUCUACUGGAAUUUGCUUGCUCAGACUUCCCGAAUAUCGACCAUCAAACACUCAAGUGGCUGGCAUCCCAGGUCAAUCAAAACUUUGAUACUGCAAAGGCAAUCCUUAGCUUUUUCACUGACAACCGCUUGGAAAAUCUGAGCAUAAAUGGCCCUUCAUGUGAUGAAGAAAUCCUUCAGAUUAUGCUUUCCAAAAGUCCAAAUUUCAUGGCCAAUGAUGACGAUGCAGUCAAAGAGUUGCUGAAAACUGUUAUUGCAGCUGAACUUGACACUAAGAUUGUCCUGCAAUUGCUGGAAAAAAUUCCAAUGGGAUCCCGUGUCUUGGAUCUCAAGCAUGAUCUUUUGUGCUGUGUGUUUCAAUGUGAAGAUAUGACCGUUGAGUGGCUAACCGGGUCGAGGAUUGACCUAAUCUUUUCGCAGAUGUUGCCAAGGGUUGCAGAGCUUCGACUUGACCUGAAUUGUUUUGAAGAUUUCAUGUGGCUGGACAAUUCUGCGAUGAAGAUUGAACCUGAAUGGACACGUGCAAUCAAGUUGCUACUGGCCAACUCUUCAAACCUACAAAAGCUUUCCCUGUCGAUUCCAACGGACGUCGCUUGGACAAAUCCAAGGGCCAUUGUCAUGUUGAAGUACUUGAUUCAGAUGCACCUCUCAUCGACAGAGCUUCAUCUGCGUCUCUACAAUGAAUGUAACGGGGGUUGUUGGUGGAUGUUUGAAGACGGAGAUGAAGGUGGCGAAGAGUUCUACCUCUAUGGCAACGAAAACAGCUACGGCAAGGUCAGCGGUGAGAUUGGAGAAAAGCUCCGAACCCAUACAGUCCAUAGCACAGACGAAUUUACCAACAACCGGUUUCUGGAAUUUUUACUGGAUGUUGUGCGAACAGCCCCCAACAGUGCCUCGAGUGGCAAGGGCAACUCCACGAUCGAACACAUUGAGCUAGACCGUUUGGAAAACGUGCACGCUGAGCACCUCGCAAAACUCUGUGUUCACACCAAAUCAUUGCAACUUGAUUACACAUCUGUGAUAUCCCAGACGGCCUAUUCUCCCUCGCUUUGCAAGGUAUGGAAGCGGCCUUGCCCCAACACAUUUUCAUGUUGUGGCUCUCCAGCUAUGCGAGCGAUCUCAUCACUACCCCGCCACCAAAGCAUUUUGACCACAAAGGAGAGUUUGUUCGAUGCAACAUCCGCUUUGGUUACGACGCUUGGUAUCGACACACUUGAGGUUCUCCAGUUCUCUGACAUUGGGCAUACACUAGACCUGUCUCUCUUUGGUGAAGCAUUCAAGAAGAACCGCAAUCUGCAAAAGCUUGAGUUGAUUGGAUUAAACUAUCUUUGCAAGGAUCAGCGUUCUGUCUUGGAAUGGUUCCUGGAAAUGCUAGAAGGAAGCGUGAACAGGGUAUUGGCAUUCCUCUCGAUUAAAAAUGGAAGCAGUUAUCACUUCAUCAACUGCGAUGCACCCGUUCUUGCCAAAUGUCUCCUGGCCAAUGGCACCCUGCCAAUAGGUGGUUUUCCAUUUUAUUUGGAACCAACGGCUGAAAAGAUUCAGCUCCUGUUGUGGUUGGCACACUUUGGACGAUGGAGGAUGACCAGCGAAAACACCACAUCACAUGACCUUGUUGAUAUCCUUUUGAAUGUGAUGUCUGUUUCAUUUAAGGAGCUUGCUUCUGCUGUCAACCCAUGGCACCCAAAAGAUGCACAACAACCGGAAAAGGAUAAGACAGGAGUGCUGUAUGGUCUUCUUCGUGAGAAACCUUCUCUUUGGUGCUGCUCUACUUCAAUUUCUCAGCGUCAAGCUUCACCCAGAGGGGAAAAGCGGAAAUAUUCAGCUCCUGAAGGACCAGCAUGCAUUUUAAAAAAAACAUAG